GUGACCCAGUCCCAUCGUCUCUUCCCAUAUCUCCUGCCCCCUGCCUUCCAAGGGGAAGGGAAAUGACAGGAGGCUAGAAGGUCUCCCCUAACCCUUCACAAUUCCCAACAAAGAGCUCUGGGUUCUUAGGAGAAACUCCACAGCCAGCGUCUUCCAAAAUGCCUCUUCACCAAGGCCAGUUUUGGAAGGGAUACGCCAAAGUCCAUCCGGUUGUCUUGGUGUUAAAAAGAGCGUGACUUUCGUGAAUGGACAGCCAGUGAAGGAAAGAAAACAAAGCACCAGGAGGAGAGGACAGAUCUGGAUGAGCAACUUUCAUAAAACUCUGAAUGGAUUGGAAUGGGGAGAGCUGUCUGCUCCACGAGGCUGUCCCACUCGACAAAUGCUGGGUUCAUCAUUAAAGCGCUCUUCCUUCUCCUGUUUUGUAGACAUGCUUAUUCCCACUGCAAGAUCUUGCACUGCAACUCCGAGUAUGUGGCCUCCACACUCAACUUGCGUGGCCCCAACAAGCAUGUGGCCUACUGCAACGCCUUGCGCUCCUAUUCCCACUGCACCCGCAGGACGGCCCGCACAUGCCGUGGAGACCUCACAUAUCACUCCGCCGUCCACGGCAUCGAGGAUCUCAUGAUACAGAACAACUGCUCCAAGGAGGGGCCGACCUCACCGACACGGUCCCCUGUGCCCUCCCCCGGCCACCAGGGCAUGGAAUCCCCAGAGAUCUGUGACUAUGAGAAGAGUUUUGCCCGUCAGCACGGCAGGCCCCCAACCUACCAGCACUGUGCCACAUUUGGGGACCCGCAUGUACGGACCUUCGGUGACGAGUUCCACACAUGCCGAGUGGAAGGCUCCUGGCCGCUCCUUGACAAUAACUAUUUGUUUGCUCAAGCCACAAGUUACCCCGUAGCAAAAGGAUCGAAUGCUACUGCUACUAGCAAGCUCACCAUCAUAUUUAAGAACAUGAAGGAGUGCAUCGAUCAGAAAGUCUACCAGGCGGAGAUUGGCAAUCUGCCGGCAGCUUUCGAGGACGGAUCCAUGAACGGGGGCGAGAGGCCUGGAGGGAACAGCUUGACCAUCCACGAACAUACACCUGGGCGGCACGUGGAGAUCCGAGCAGCAUACAUUGGUACUACCAUUGCUGUGCGUCAGGUAGGGAAGCAGUUGUCUUUCUCCAUCCGGGCGGCCGAGGAGGUGGUCCGCUCUUUCACGGACGAGCAGGACCUUCAGCUGUGUGUGGGAGGCUGCCCGCCCAGCCAGCGCAUCUCUCGAAACGAGUGCUGCUGCAACGACGGCGUCAUCACCGCAGAGAAGGCCCAUGUGUUGUGCAAGGAGAAACUGCUGAUAGAGGAUGUGUACUUCCAGUCAUGUGUCUUUGAUGUGGUGACAUCGGGCGACAUCAACUUUACGUUGGCUGCCCAUGCUGCGUUGGAGGACGCCCAAGCCUUCCAUCCGGAUGCCAAGAAACUCCACAUUUUCCAAGCUGAUGCAGCUGGUUGGCCAAGGGGCUCAACCUUCCUCCUCCUCACCAUCGCAGUGGUCCUUUCAGGAUUUCAGAGGCACUUUUAAAAGUUUUUUGGGGGUUGCUGGGGAGUUAUAUGGUGCCAGAUCUAAAAGGAUGGUAAAAGUGGUUGAUUUCCCCACAACAGUGGCAGUCAGCAAAGCCAGGAGUGUUCAAAGGUUCUUGGUCUAAAGACAAGAAGCUGUCGGAGAGUUGGGAGCCAUUGAGAAUCAGGGAUGGAUGGAGAUUAAAUUUAUAAGCAGGCACCCAGUUCUCUGAGAGGGCAAUCUGAGAGUGGGAAAGGACGAAUCCCUCAAUUUUGAUCUCUCUUUCUCAUUUUUCCAAUCUUGUGUUUCCUUUGCAUUGGCAUGAAUGGGUGGCUUAACGUAAAGACAAUGUAACUUCACCUAAUUAAUUACGUCUGCAAUUUCGCGCAGCGGACAGUGAUAUGACUGACAUUGUUUUUGGUAGAAGACGAACUGCAACGGAACAGAAACAGUGUUGCAUGCGACAAAUAUAGGGUGGAAUAGAAAACGAUGCCUUUGGACAUCCCUAGCGUAGAGCAAACACACUUUGAGUGAUCCACCCCCUCACCUGUGCCUCCAGUUCUCUGAAAAGAGCAUCGUCUGUCUUCAGAAUCCUGCUCUUAAGGAGGACUAUACUAGGAGUUUUUUCCAGAAAGAGUCUUGAGGGUAAUUACUUGAGGAACCACUCACGGCUGGUCCUACCAUUAGGCAGAGUGAAAUGGCCACCUCAGAUGGAAGAUGCUGAAGGAUGGCAGUGAGGUGUUUGGCAGACAGAGCUGCGCAUGCCACAUGUUUUGCCUGGCAGUUUCUUAAACUAGCCCGCUCCCCUCAGGUGUGGUGAAGGACACUGCUCAGUCACUAGUGCUCAGGUAAGAGAACGGCUAGCCUAUUCAGCUUCUUUGUGAGGAAUGGAGCGGGUGCCAUUUUGUCCUUCACCUCAGGCAGCCUUGGAUCCACACAUCUCCAUCUGGCUUGCACAGGAGAACCACCUUCCGGGAUGCACCCUGACUUUGUGACCUUGUUUACUCCCUACUGAAGUGAGGGAGAUCUCUCUAAUAUUGGUAGGCCACACCUUCGGGCCCAUAUAACCUGUGCUACCUGAAACCAAACAGGCUCUAAGCAGGAAUUUGGGAGGGAAACUAUUUAGGAAUGUAAAUAAACAGGGGGAAUGUUUAAUAUAUUAAUGAUGGAGACUUUAAAGUGAAAGCAAGUUGUCGUAUUUAUCCGUAGAGACCAUGAACGAGAUCCACUAAAAGGGUCAUCGCUCUCCAUUGCUGUUGGUGUGCAGAAAUCAAAGCUUCAAGGAGGGAGGAGGGAGGAUGUGGGUGGUAACAGGCGCACAUGAUGCGUUUCUAGAGUUUGAUUCAUCAUGCCAUGUACUUCACAGCUGGAAACUCUUUCAUCUGUCCUGGCUUCUCUCGCAGAGAGCAAGGGGUUUUCCAUCAGAGAACGCUGCUACACUGCAACUGUUCCCAACAAAUCUUUCGUUGGGGAAAUCUAUGGCAGCGAAGCUGAGCUUUGCAGGGUGGAUAUGGAAAGCUUGGCCCAAUGUUUCCAUGUGGAGACUUGAAGGCACAGAGCACGGGAUGAGGAACCUCAGGUGCAGGGCUGGAUGCGGCCCUUCAGCCCCUCUGCCUGGCCCCUGGGGCUCUCCCCAGACCCCAACUGUCAUGGCACUUGACCUGUGCACUCCCCAAAUGCUUUGCCUGGCUGACGUGUGUCCUUCAGUUGUGAUAAUGCCUCUGGGUUUUGGGGGGCUGGAAUGCUUCCUACAAGACUACAAGUCCAUGGCUUUGCCCCCUUUUACCUCUGGUCCUUCCCAUAAUGAGCCCCCGGAGAGAAUGUGGUCCCUGGAUGAAACCCCUGAUAUAGAGGGUUGAAAACUAGAUGGGAGUCCUCAGUAAUAAAUCAAAAGAUGGUAACAUCCCCGCCCCCAUCUCUCAAACGCUACCAAGAGCCGCAGCCCAGUGGCCGAACAUCUGCUUUGCAUGCAGAAGGUCCCAGGUUCAAUUCCUGAUGGCAUCUCCAGGGAGGGCUGCUGCCAGUCAGUGUAGACAAUACUGAGCUAGAUGGACCAAGGAUCUGAGUUGGUAGAAAGGCUCCGUACGUUCCUCUCUCUCCGACCCUGCCUCCGUUGCUAACUGUGUUAAUCCCUAAAUGUUUGGCAUUAAAAAUACUUCCAUUUUCGAA
Rhineura floridana is the source of this 3708-nucleotide messenger RNA. Its product is annotated as hemojuvelin-like. Gene Ontology annotation, biological process: BMP signaling pathway. The transcript has 4 exons. Gene Ontology annotation, molecular function: coreceptor activity. Lineage: Eukaryota; Metazoa; Chordata; Lepidosauria; Squamata; Rhineuridae. The record is from RefSeq and is a predicted model, not a curated record. Gene Ontology annotation, cellular component: plasma membrane. The coding region runs from base 337 to 1560 and encodes 407 amino acids.